UAUUCUCAUCUCUCUCAUUUAACUAUUAGUCAGCGAUUCCUCUCUCUCUCUCUUACACUCUCAGAUCCUCUCACCAAAUCAGAAGGUUUAAAAGAUGCCGUCAACGCCGCCUACAACUCCGAUCACGACGUCGUAUUGGUGUUACAGCUGCACGCGAUUCGUCAGCGUCUGGGCUGAACAAGGCACCACCAACGGCCUCGCUUGUCCUCACUGCGACGGCGGUUUCAUCGAACAAGUCACCGAUUCCUCCACCGCCGCCGCCGAAUUAGCCUCCCCAGCUUCCACCGAAGUUAGAUCGAUCAACAGCAGCCGUAGAUCCGUGAUUAGACGGCGGAGAUCCAGUCGCCGCCCUUCCUUUAACCCAGUCAUCGUUCUCCAAGGAGGCGCCGGCGAGGGAGAGGAAGGAGACGCGGCUAGAGACCGACGCGCUUUCGAGUUUUACUACGAUGACGGAUCCGGAUCGGGCCUCAGACCGCUUCCGGAUUCAGUAUCCGAGAUCCUGAUGGGAUCGGGAUUCGAGCGGUUGCUCGAGCAGCUGAGUCAAAUCGAGGCGACGGGCGCGGGACUCGGCAGAUCCGGAAACCCGCCGGCGUCGAAAUCGGCGAUUGAGUCUUUGCCCAGAGUCGAAAUCUCCGAUUGCCAUAUAACCGCUGAGGCGAACUGCGCGGUUUGUACCGAGGUUUUCGAGGGGGAGACGGAGGCGCGUGAGAUGCCGUGUAAGCACAUUUUUCACGAGGACUGCAUCGUGCCGUGGCUCUCGAUCCGAAACUCGUGCCCGGUCUGCAGAUUCGAGAUUCCUUCGGAGUCUAACCAACGGAGCAGCGAGGAGGGUGAUAGCGCCGUGGGGAUGACGAUAUGGAGACUCCCCGGAGGGGGGUUUGCUGUCGGGAGGUUUAACGCGGCGAUGAGAGAUGGGGAGAGAGUGUUGCCUGUUGUGUUGACGGAGAUGGAUGGUGGUGGGCUUGGUGGGAACAGCGAGGGGCCUAGACGGAUCUCGUGGGUUAGAGGUAACGGAGCGGUUGAAUCAGAUGGUAGUAACGGUGGUGGAUCCGGGUCGGGAGGGAGGUUGAGACGGAUGGUUCGUGGGAUGGUUUCGUUGAUGAGGAGAGUGAGACCAAACCGUGGGUCUAAUUCCUCUUCUGCUGCUGUUUCAGCUUCGGACAGUGAAGUGGAAUCUAGAGUUAUGGAUCGGUCUAAUUCAGUGCUGAGGAGAUACUUUGGGCGAAACAGAAGUAACAGAGGUUCUUCGGUUCUGCAUUGAUAUAUAAUGGUUUGUUAUUCAAGAGUGUAUAUAUAAGAGUUCAGAAGAAAGAUUGCAACUCAAGUUUUAUAUUUAAAAUUCGAUUGAUUCUUCGUAUGUUACAUUACAUCAAAAUUUCUCAACGAUCGAUCAUUCAAGUUUUCAUA
Messenger RNA from Brassica napus (rape), 1407 nucleotides. RefSeq names its product E3 ubiquitin-protein ligase RDUF2-like. The record is from RefSeq and is a predicted model, not a curated record. Bases 95 to 1261 code for a protein of 388 amino acids. Gene Ontology annotation, molecular function: ubiquitin protein ligase activity. The transcript has a single exon. Gene Ontology annotation, cellular component: cytoplasm. NCBI's taxonomy places the organism in Eukaryota, Viridiplantae, Streptophyta, Magnoliopsida, Brassicales, Brassicaceae. Gene Ontology annotation, biological process: protein ubiquitination.